Messenger RNA from Pocillopora meandrina, 7643 nucleotides. The record is from the annotation of a GenBank genome assembly. Lineage: Eukaryota; Metazoa; Cnidaria; Anthozoa; Scleractinia; Pocilloporidae.
AUGUCACUUGAAGAAGUUUCCCAGAGACCGAGUUCUGCGUCAUCGAAAGAGCACAUUUAUUCGACCGAGAGAGAGGCUUCCUCUCGACUUACAGCACGCUUAGAACGAUCGGUCAAUAAGCGAUCACGGGCAAAACAUCGAGUUAACUAUCAUGAUUCCUCUGCUCCAAGCCGCAGACGGGAACCACAUCAGGAUUACGGCCAGAGCAAUAAUAUGGAGAGCGGAAAUCAGAGAGCUCACCGCGAAAACGAGUAAGUUCAUUCUCUUUCUUUCGUGUUAGACAAAUCGAAUUGUUACCCCAUAAUGCGAGUUGUUAUCAACGGAUAAGCACACUAAUUGAUUACCCCUAAAGAUGUAUUUUUCCUUGUCUGGGGUUUCACCUUCAAUCGAUGAAACGUUAUUCGAUACGGAAUGUAAGUGAUCGAUCGCAGCAGUCUAUCAAAGUCUUAUUUUAUUUUAAUGAUUAUUUAUUUAGCUUUCGAAGCUGAAAAUCGAGGGAGUCUUUUUACAGAAGAAAGCUUCUUACACACUUUGUUUGACAAUGUUUAUUUUCAAAACAAAUCGGUAAUUUUUUUCGCCGUUAUGUAACAACUUAUACACUGCCUUUGGCUCGGUUUAUUAUGCUUAUCAGAAGUUAUUUUUAUUCACCUUAACGAAUGUUACGGACGACAAGGUCACGUUAACAUAACACUUAUGGCUCAUUCUAAUGGCUAUUAGUCACUUCCUGUUUUGAACAACCAACAAUGCCUUAUUGAUGGCUGGGUUUUAACGCAGUAGGCACAUAGACAAGUCUGAACUUGUUUGAUAAAUGUACCUUUUCAAUAAUUAUAGUCUUUUAGAAAUUGGUGGUCAAUCUUUUAUGAUGCCAAAAAUAUCCAGAAUUUCUAUUUAAAGACAACCAGUGAAAUUUAUCAUAAAUCUAUUUUUGACCUUAAAGGUUUUGUUUUUUUUCAAUAUUAUUGAGAUAUUUUUUGGGUUGGUAAAUUAUUUUUGUUUGAUGCAUAGUGUCAAAGAAUUCACUAAGAAAACCAGUGCUUCCAAAUAUCAAAAAAAAAAUCAUUCUUAAUUGAAAUAAUUUGUACUUGAGAGAUGUUGUUUUAAAUGUGGACGUUUUAUACACCUUCAUGGAAAAACAUACAUGUUUCCUGAAGGUUAAUUGGGGAUGAAUUUAUAUCUUCCUAUAUUAGUGUGUCUGCAAUUAAGUCACUAAUGAAUAUGUUGAUGUGUAUUUAAUUAUAGUCUGUUGUCAUGCAAAAAUGACCCAAUUCAAUUUCUAAGUGAAUUACCUUUGAUGCCAAUUAACUUUGUGUUAACAAACAAAAUUUGAUGUUAAAGCCAUUUCUAUGUGUAUCCCUUUUGGCUGUUUUCAGUGUCUUCAUUCAAGACUUUCCUCCCUACAAAGGGGAGCCUUGCAUGACAACACAGGAAACAGCUGUGAGGGAGACUAGUGCUAAACUGUGGAGCUGGAAAUGUUCACACAACGGAACUCAUUUCACUGCAGUUUAUUAACCCAUUCAUUACUGUUUACCUUUGUUUCAAGAGUGUUGCAUUAGAAUGUUAAACCCAGUAUCAAAUUAAUGAGUAUAGGAAAUGAUAUUAGUAUGAAGGGUAAUCAUGUCUGAACAAGCUUAUUGUUCUCUGCCCAUAUUGCAUGACCCCUGUUAAGACAAGAAUGCAUUCCACACAUGUUGUUGCAAGCAUGCUGGAUUCUGAGCAGGCAAAUUUAGAACAGGUUGCAAAUUAUGUACAAAAGGCAAGUAUGCUUGUAUGGCAUUUAAUAUUUCACUAAAGAAAAAGGGAAUGAAAUUUUGCCCUGCAUUAUUAAAUGAUUUAACAGAAAUACAUUUUCUGUAGGGUUCAAUGAACAGCACAAAGUCCAGCAAGUUGAAGUGGUUCUUGAAUGAUAAAUGUGCCUUUUACUUGCUAAACCAACAUCUUGUCGAUCAAUGUUUUUCCUAUGCUAUGUUCCUUUAGUAAUUCAGCGUUUGAAAAUUUGAAAACUUGCCAAGCCAGUAAUGUUUAUAGAUAUGAGCUGAGUUGAAGUAUAGCAAGCAAACUAAGGGGCAUUGAGAUGUGCAGCCUGUGUGAGGAAAUUAAAUGGAGAAGUGUGUUAAUAUGUUAUGAGGCUUGCUCACCUAGAAUUCCCUUAACUAAUAGCUUUGGCUGUUCCUUGCGUUAUUGUAAGAGUAAAGAAAUCACAGCCCAGAGCAGCUGAAUUUUGUUAAGAAACGCUUUUUAUUACUGUGCCAUGACAUGUCACGUCAUCUUGUACUCUUACAAGAGCUUAUUGUGUGCUUGUCAGGCUUUUAGUGUGUGUAUAUUUGUUGCAUAGACUUGCUGAAUGGUCAAGCUAUCCAAUAUUUGUACAAUUACAUAUACUGAGUGGUGGGUAAAGACAGCUAUCUUGUCUGGUGGUUCUCUUCUCCAAGGUGUACCUUAAUUUUUAAAGUAUAAAGCUUUUAGCAGUAUUGUUGCUCAUUGGAUUAGAUGCAGAUACUGCUUACAUAGGAGUCCAUUGUAGGUUACCACUCUUCCCCCCUCUUCCCUGUAUCUUUCAGUGCCCCUCUCCAUGGUGGAUUAUAUAGGGAUGACAGUAAAUUGGCAAAGAAACUGACUUAAUGUCAGGGGGGGGUGACUGUGUGAUGGACUUGAUACCCUUUGGAGGGGGAGGGUGGCAGGGAGUGUCAUUGUCUUAAAUACUUCAUCUUUCAAUUGUAGAAGUACUUAUGAUGUUUUCUGGCUCAGCAGGUCUCUGAGAAAAGUGCCACCCUUCUACGAUCACAGGCAGGAUGGCAGUCAACAGUUCUACAGAAAAUCUGAUACUGGCGACAUGAGAAAACAUGGUCGACCUCAGAGCUGGUACGGAGCUGAAAGUCCGGAAAGAAAAUUCAAAGAGAGACCACAAAGCAUACAUGAAAUAUCUUUGGAUCGAAACAAUCAGAAGAACAACUGUAUUCCUGGGCGUGAUUACCAUAGCUUCUCAAACGAUACACGUUCGUCGAAAUCUGGUUAUAAAAGCACUGGCUUCAGAGACCGUAGAAGUAGACAUUUUGAAUUGUCAAGGUCGUUGUCGUCGAGUUUCAGCUCCCAAGUGGGGUCCUCUGCGGAUGAGGGUGAGAGGGACCGUCAUGGAGUUGACUCCGCAUAUGACAUGACAGAACGAUCCCCAUAUGGGUCCCUUGUACUAAGGCGUUUUAGCCAAUCAAGUUUAAGCUCCUCUAGUGCGUCUUGGCAACAGUCCACGAACUCAUUGAGUCACCAUGCCGUAAGAGGUCACGGGGGAUCUGGGUCACAAGGCACCAGUUCUCCAGAUAAGUUCCACAGGCACAGAGACCAUCAACGCCAGACAGUUCACAAAGAAGUUUACUUAAAACAAUCUCCGAAGAUUUCCGAACACAUUUCGACUACGAAUGCAACCUUUAUCUCUGCCGCACCAGUGACCCAGUACUCGGGUCACGCCAUUCGCGUCAACGCUCAACCUCAUCGGUCACACAAUUCUCAUGUUUUCGUUCAAGCUACGCCUUACUCUUCUGGUCAUCAUGUCACGACAUCUGUUCCAAGUCGGUUAUACAAUCACAACGUCACAGACUCCGCCAACAACGUUUCUCAGGUGUACCCUUCUGUCACGCAAGUUUCAUCCACACCUACUCAAUCGCCACGAAAUUCUUGGACGCGAGAUGAUGAAGACACCACUGGACAACUGAGCCCGUCAGUGAAAGAUUUAGCGAAACGUUUCAGCGGCGAAUUUUCCACGGAAUCAUUUGAGGAACUGCACGAAAUGAAUGAUAGAGAACGGAGGCGCGUAAAGGCUCAAACAUGGCCCAAGUUUGCGUAUGUCCACUCUCCGAAGGAUCGCAUUACCCACGGUGAACAAGACCAUGGCCACGAGGUUGCACCGCCAAAACCCCCGUAUCCACAGAGUUUAGUAGAAGACAUGGCUGUUGUAGAAACGACUAUUGAGUCAAGGAUUAGCAGAAACGAAGCAGAUGGUCCCUUACGAGCGCCUGAUAAGGGUUACACAUUGACAGCGCAUGGUCAGUGGAGUUACAUUAACGGCUCUGUAAGCGCUGAUAUGCUCGCCACGCAUCGCUUAAGUCUUCAGGAGCUUAUCAAACUGCAUGAAAACGAAAUAGCCAAACAUGCCAAGAGCGCCAAGGCGACUGCGCAUGCCCAGAUUUACCUGAAACGCCCCGUUAACGAAAAGGCGCGAAACGCGCAAAGCCCACAAACGUCACCGCGAGAGCUGUCAAGGGAUGGGAACUGGGCUGGGUCAUCUCCGACUGCUCACAAACAAUUUUCAGUCGUGAACAGAGUUGUGGAUGGCAAGCAAGCCGUAUCUCAGUAUGAGCCAGUCGAAAGAACGCCGAUAAAGGUGAUUGAAGUCACCGAUAAGGGCGGCACGCCGUCAGUUAACUCUGAAAUACGAGAGCGAUCCCCGAUCAAAGGCAAAAGGCAUCGUACAAUCGGCGUUGUCGGGUUCCGACAACAGAUUGAUCGCGUUACCGAAGAAAAAGCCGAGAAUAAACCGAAGCGUCACACAGCGAUCGGGAUUGUGAGUGUCAAGGCUGUGGACACAUUAGAACGUCAGUUGGUGAAAGAGGAGACCUGUGUAGUAAGCCACGCUGGCUAUGGGGUGAACAAGAUUCCAGAGAAAGGGCUUGAAAGCUUGGACAGUGAACAGAGAAACAACAACGUUGUGCUUAACCAAGAUUCACGACAACCUCCCACAAGCACGAGGGUAAAAAAACGUAAAGAAUUCGACAGGACGGGGAGAACUGACUUGGAAGACAAGGACAUCCAUGAUGAGGUUUUCGAGCGUAAUGAAACAUCCAUACAAUUCGUUCGCUCGGAAGGAGUCGUUCAAACUCGGCCGGAAUCCGAGCAUAACCGAGAGCGUAAGACAGCGAGAUCUGAAGAACUCACAAAGGGCGAAGGAUUGACUAGGAUCACAGUUGCUUCUUCGGAAAAACCGGGUCAACCUGUUGAGCCGAUAAGCACCCAGUCUACGAGCUUACGGAACGACGGUCGCACGUGGAACGUUCCAGUUUCAGGCCGUGCGCACAAUUAUCCCAAACCUUACGCGAUGUCUAAGGCUGUACCAGUCGCGCAGGUUUCGCCUGUUAGUCCAGCCCUUGAACUGUCUUCUAGAGCUAAUCUUACAAAGGAUAACUUCACGGAACCUUUACCACUUUCUAAGUCUCAAUCUGCUCGAGAAAUGUACGAAACGAGACUUGCCUUGUGGAAUUUGUAUCCUCCUGAUACUAGCCCAGCUAUACAUUCAUCGGAAACUUCAGGAAAUACGCCCCUAGAUGAGAAAAUUGGUGUUGAAACAGAGCGAAAUAAUUUAGGAUCAAUAAAGGCUUUGGAUGCACCGGAAGAUAGAAUGAUUCACGAUAAUGAAACGAAGAACGAACCGAGAGGUUUCGCGAGGCCGAACUUGGAAGAAUAUUAUUCGAAAUUUAUAGAGAAGUUAAAAAAUGAAAACAAGGAAUUGAUCGCGAAAUACGAAAUGGAGAAGAGAGAAUUGAGGCAGAAAUACGAGGAACAAAGAAAAGUAGCCAAUGCUUAUCAAAAGCUAGAAGACAGGUACAGACGUCGCGUGCACGAGUUACAGGAAGCCCUCGCCGGCUGCACAUGCCAAAGCCCAUUCGUGAAUCAAAAUCACGUUAAAGCACCACAAAGUGUGACCACAAGGUGAGUCGUUGAAGUAAACUGUGUACAUCUUUCUAACUUGAGCGCAGGCCCUGCUCAGUGCGUCGUAAUAUUGGUAUUUGGAGGUUUCGUUCCAUCGCAAGUUCACUUUGCACUAGCUUGCGCCUAUGUCGAGAAGUUCAGCCCGUUCGUUACGACAAGUUCUUCCCUUCCUUUAUCAGUGCGCCCCCAAAUCUUCGAAUCGUUUCGCAACAGAAGAAAGUUUUCCCUAUCUGAUGAAUUCGACCUAAUCGGAUCUUUUCUAAGACGUUUAUUAUUCCCCUCCUCUUAAGAUAAAGCACGUCCCACCGCAAAGAAACUCGGUGAAAAUUUUGGGGCGAGCGGGUUUUACUCGGUGGGGCUGUUGAGGUCGUGUUGAUGGAGGCGAACAGGUAGGGGCAAAUUUGCUAUGGCGUCCUCCAUAAACCGCAAUAUUGCGCGAGAUACUUUAUGAUACGUUCUGUCUCUUUGAAGGAAAUCUGGAAGUUCCUUGUUUGAGGCCCAAACUCUGUAUGGUGUUCUGCAGGGAAACACCUUAUAAUUAGAAAGCCUCUGUCCACCCAGGGGUACAAAUGGGUACCAGCGAACUGUCGGGACAUCUCAAUGAAAUACCGUAAACUACGAUGUGCUAGUUUCUUAUCAAGGAAAAUGAUAAUACUUCUAGAUGAGAUUACAGUUCAUUGCAGGUUACUUCCCAGUACUUCUCAUCAGUUUUACCUGAGAAAAAGACCACUACCCAUUUAUACUCCUCAGUGGAGACAGUCGCCGGUAGAGUAAAGAAUCUUGCUUAGGAACACAACAAGAUGAUCCGGUUAGGGCUCGACCCAGUCCUCUAGUCAUCAGGCCACAGCGCCUGCCACUUUCUGUUCAAGGUGUAAACUUUAUUUACUUAUUUAUUCAUUAUACUUCUCUGCCUUUUAGAAGCGACAAGGAAGGUGACAGGUCUAUCGUCUCAAGUAUCAAAGGGCUAAAAACACUCGACGAUCUAGAAGACUGGUUGAGCGAAAACUCAAAAGACAACAGUGCCUCUAGAAAGAACAACAACACAGAGAGUAGAAACAGUUUAAUCAGCAGUUCGUCCGACAUGACGGGAACCGCGUCCGCCUGGGACGAGCUCUAUGAUCGGCUUAGAGCCACAGGUGAGAUUGAUGUGGAGAAUGGUACGCAUGUCUGAUGUAACAGUUCAGCGCCAUUUUGGAUUUGGUAGUGACGAGCCUGUUAACUUUCAAACACCCUCGUUAUCAAUGGUCAGCGGAAAAUGGCGUUACCGCGGCACCAGCCGUGGCUUACAAAGAGUAACACAUGGCGGUCAGAUGCAAAAGAGCGAGAGAACUGAACGAAUUUUAGGUGAAAAUCAUACGAACUUUUGUCAUUUCAAGGUUGACUGUGCGGUCAACAACAAGUUUUUACUUGUCUCGGUCCUUGCCUUAACCAGGUGAUAUUUCAGGCUGUUAGACGCGCAGGCGUUAACAAUACUUUCAUUUUCAGUAACUCUCUUUCAGUGAAAUACUUUCAUUUGGCAAUUUUGGCGGGAAUUGUGGCCUCCGUAAAGUAUGUACUAGUGUUUCUCGUUCAAAGCCCUUUGGGGUAAGCUCCUUUCCACAUUUUCCGGCAAGCUUUCACAGACCAUUGCGAUUGAGAUAUUGAGGUUAGUUUUUGGUUCAAAAAAUGGUUGUUGCUCGUUUCAAACGCUUUUAGAGUUAGCUAAAGGAUACGUGAACAGGUAUAUGCGAGAAGUGGCCUUGGGCUCUCUUUUAUCGAUAUUUUACCUCUUUCUUUUACGCUGUCAGUCUCUAAGACUAGCGAGUCGUUUUAAUUAAUUGAUAAACACAAAAAUGCCGUAUAUUUUGAAAAUUAAGAGUUUAUGAUAAAUUUUAAAAUAAUUAUCUAAAUGUGAGUUCUGUGAAAAUCAAGUCAAUCCAAUGAGAGGGAAAAGGUUUUGUGAAUAUAUG